AUGAAAAGCUUGUUCUUCUUAGCCUUAGCGUCUACCGCAUCGAACGUUAUCCUCUCCGAUGAUCAAUUUGGACGCCAUCUUUUCCAGCAAGGCAGUCGAUACUCUAAUAACUUUUAUAGAAGACGCUAUAGUCCUACAAGCAAUUCCGUUCUAGGAGUUCCUCCUGACACUAUUUGCUCCGCUGACUCGGAUUGUGCCGGAUAUCCCUUAGCUUACUGUGAUGGGGUUUGUCGUUGUAAUCAAGGAGCUUUGAAUGCUGGAUCAACUUGUAUAUCUAGUGGAAACGCUGUGCAGCCAGCCGGCUCGUGCCCACCUGGUCAAACAUACGUCACAGAAACCGGAUCAUGUAUGACAGUUCAAAUGCCUGGUGAACCAUGUCAAUAUUCCCAACAAUGUGCUGCUGCUGAGACAGGAGCGUUUUGUCUUCGCUUGAAAUGCCAAUGUAUUUAUGGAAUGAGAGAAACAGGGGGUGGAUGCACUUUUAUCGACAAUCAGUGUACUAAGAGGGGAUCUAUUUUCAUCUCUGAGCUGGGCGAAUGUCGAGAUGUCAUCCCUCCUGGAGGACGUGGAUGCUCUCAUAGCCUCCAAUGUACUUCGGCAUAUCAGGAAUCAACUUGUUUCCUUCAAACAUGUACUUGCCCUCCUACACAUCCAGUUGCCAUAGAUGGAACAUGUGGAAGGAAUUGUUCAGCAGGAGAAACUUAUUCGGGAGUAACUGGUCAAUGCUUACCAACUGUUCAGCCAGGAGAUCAAUGUUUAUAUUCUUCUCAAUGUCAUUCAAUUUACCCGGGGAUGAUUUGUGAACGAAGUCGUUGUCGUUGUCCAAACGGAAUGGUGUUCUCUGGUUCAAAAUGCUCACAAACAUGCCCCACUGGCUUCAUAAUCAAUAGCAGAGGUAUAUGUAUGCCAGGAUGCCGGACAAAUCAAGUAGAAUUUGAAGGAGAGUGUUUGGACCAAGCUGCUCCAGACUCUCCUUGUGUUGUAAAUGCUCAGUGUAUUGGUGGAGCAAGUUGUCAAAACGGAGCAUGUACUUGUCCUAAAGCGAUGGUUGCACAAGGAAACGUGUGCAAACAUGCUGAAUCAGCUCCUCUGGAAUCUUGUGCUGAGGGGCAGCUUUGCACUGGUGGAUCGUUUUGCUCCAAUGGAAACUGUACGUGUCCUGUUGGAAGACAAAUUGUUAACGCUCAAUGUGUGACUCCCCAAACAGUCCCUCCUAACAGUCCUUGUAACCCCUCCGUUAGUUGUGGCGGAGGCUCUGUAUGCCUAAAUAGUCUUUGCACAUGUCCCACAAAUCAGCAAAUCGUAGAUGGAAGAUGUCAAGUUCCGAGAUCAGUGAAUCCUGGAAACCCUUGUCCUACGGGAUUUGAAAGAUGUCUCGGACAGUCGACUUGUACUAAUGGAGUAUGCGAAUGUCCUUUCGGGACCUAUCCAUCACAAUCAGAAUGCCUCCCAAUCCGAUCAGCCCAAGCAGGAUCUCCUUGUAAUGCGAAUAUUAGAUGCCAAGGGUUAUCCAUUUGCGUGGAUGGUUUCUGUCAAUGCCCUUCAGGAUUAACAAUAGUUGAUGGAGAAUGCCGCGCAGCAACUCAAGUAGCUCCCGGCUCCAGUUGUGCUAAUAACGAAAUUUGUGCCGGUGGAAGUGUUUGUAUUGGACAGGUAUGUGCUUGCCCUCAAGGGACUCAAAUAUCUGAUGGGAUCUGUCGAAGGGUUGUAUCAGCAUCUCCUGGGCAAUCAUGCUCGCAAAAUGAGAUAUGUUCGGGUGGUUCGAAUUGUCAAAAUAGCGUAUGUGUCUGUCCACUGGGUACUGUCAACUUUCAAGGAUCUUGCCGAUCCACAGGAGCGUCCUUGGGUCAAUGUGACAGUCAGCAGCAGUGCUCUGGAGGAGCGUAUUGUGAUGUAUCCAGGAAUCAAUGUGUCUGUCCAGAUGGUACAAUCUUAGUAGGAUCUUUAUGUAUUCAUAAUCAACAAUUGUCCACUACUCUUGAUACUUCGUGCACCUAUGACGCCGAUUGUCAACGUGAAAGAGUUUGCGUGAUGAAAAAAUGUCAAUGUAUGUUUGGAGAGCUAUCAGAUGGAAAUUGUCGGAAUUUAUGGUCUCAACGGAAGGUUUUGAGAUCUCCAUCACCACAGAAAAACCCAAUGAGGUUAUCUGAAGAAAAACGGAAAAAAAUCAUCCUGCCAGCUUCACGCUUUGUGGAUUCCUCUGCUCUGUCUGAGACUAAACCCCGAAAAAAUCACGUUGAUAUCGGUGGGAACUGCUUACGAGUCGGAAUAGCGUGUGGAGGAGGAUCUAUAUGUGUCGCUGGACACUGUGUUUGUCCAUUGGGAAUGACUCCUAGCAAUAAUGUUUGUGUUCAACAUCGUACAGCUCUUCCCGGAGAGGCAUGUGGAAACGGAGAAGAUUGCAUAGGUGAUUCUGAAUGCGAUUUAACACACAGACGUUGUGAAUGUGUGAAAGAAACUCAAAUGAUAAUAGGAAAAACAUGUCAAGAGAGAUUACGCUCUCACCCCGGCUACCCUUGCUCGAACAAUGAGUUAUGUGUUGGAGGUUCAUCCUGCCGAAAUGGUAGAUGCUCUUGUGCAGAAAAUGAAAUCGAAGUUAAUAAGCAAUGUGUAUAUAGACAGUUAGUUGCCGCUGGUGAAAUAUGUGGCAACGGGGAAGAAUGUGGAGGAGGAUCAGAGUGUAACUACUCCCUGAAGAAAUGCACUUGUAAACGUGGCUAUCAGCUCUUGGAUGGAAAAUGUGUUUAUCUAACCGUCGUAGGACCCGGAGAUUCAUGUGCUUCAAAUCUUGUUCGUUGCGGAGGAGGUUCGUACUGUGCGCGAGGCCGCUGUGAAUGCAGCCCUGCAACCGUUCCAGUUGGUGGCAAAUGCACCAAACAAAAACAAGUGCCCCCCGGAAAUGUCUGUACAUCAACGGACACCUGUACAGGAAAGGCUGUUUGCCGAAAUGGAAUAUGUCAAUGCUUGUCGGGAAUGGUUUUACGUUCUGGAAGUUGCGAAGUUAGGCGUAAAGUUAUGCCAUCUGAAACUUGUCAACCCGGUGACGAAUGCUUAGGAGGCUCGAAAUGCAAUGGCUUCAUUUGUGAAUGUCCUCCUGGACAAAUAGGAAGAGAUGGAGUGUGCAGACCUCGUCAAACACGAAGACCUGGACAAGUUUGUCAUCCUGAAGAUAUUUGCGUAGGGUUAGCAUAUUGUUUGGACGGUUUGUGCCAGUGCAAAGCCGGAGAGCGAAUUAAAGACGGCAAAUGCAUCAGAGGAAAAUACAUCAUUGCUGGUGGUUCAUGUACCGCUUUCGAUGAAUGCCAAGGUGGUUCUGUUUGUAUUGGCGACAUAUGCUCUUGUCCCCAAGGAAAAACACUGAUUGGGCAGCAAUGCAAAGAAGUUCGGAGAGUCCCUCCUGGUCAACCAUGCAAUCAAACGUUUGUCUGCGAUUUUGGUUCAGUUUGCGAUGAAGAGAGACAAAUGUGUAAAUGUCCUGAUGGCGCGCAGAAUAGAUCUGGCAGAUGUUUAAUAGUUGCCGACCGUGAUAGGAAAGUUCCGAUCAUUGUCCCUGUAAACCACAAGCGUGUAAGCAUACCAAGCCCAUUUUCGCCUUCAAAAACAAUAUCGACCACCAUUGCGCCUCGCGGCACAACAGCUAGCAACACGUUAAGUUGUCUUCAUAACUCUGAUUGUGGGCGUGGUGCAAUUUGUCGGGGUGGAGCAUGUGUUUGUCUGAGUAAUAUGAUUAUGAAAAAUGGAAGGUGCAUACUCAUUCAACCAGUUUCCAAUCGGAAGAGACGAUUACUAAAAGAACCUUGCGUAACGGAUGAACAGUGUGCUGUCCAAAAUUCAUUUUGUCUCCCAAUCGGAAUAUGUGGAUGUCAACCUGGUUUCCGCGUUUUUGGAUCAACUCAGUGUAUCAGAAGAAUGGAACCUCUGAGCGCUAAAAGCUUUUCGCUUCCAACUACAACAAUGUCUACAGUAUCAUCCCCUCGUUCGCUAUCUCAAAGGACCAGUUCAACAACAUCGUUCACACCAAUACCUUCAACCACUGUUUCUUCAACCGCCCCAACAACAACUGUUACGAUCUUCCCAGUGAAAAGAACUACGAUCGAGAAAUCAGUUGAAACUGCAGAGUCUUAUGGCUCAAAACCUACCGAAAUUGUUCAAAGAUAUGUUCUUCCUGGAGAAGAAUGUAACAGGCAACUAGAAUGCAUUGUGGGAUCUGUUUGCAUUGAGGGAAUAUGUCGGUGUCCUCCAGCAUUCUUAUUGGUGAAUAAUAUGUGCAUCCGAAGGAAAACACAUAUAGUCGUUCCUCCCUCAUCGAGCUGUGCAUUGGGUGAAACUUGUGGAGGCAACAGUAACUGCCAAGGAGGAAUUUGCAUUUGUAUUGAUGAAUUUACGCUCUUCCGAGGAGAGUGUAGAACAUUACCAGAAAUACAUUCUCUGAUUGAACGAGAAUCCUUCAUAAGGCUAACCACUGUUCCUGUGCGUAAUAAGUUUCAUAGUCUGAAAACUACGAAAGCUCCAACAUACUCUACAAGUUCUUUUGCGACAAUCACUACCACUGUAGAACUACCAACCACUACUCCUCUUUCGACAUCUACAAUAGUAGCGACAACCGAAACAUCAACUACAGAAGCAGCAAUAACGACGACGACCGAGAAGUCGUCGAUUCCCUCUUCCACUGCCCAAUCUGCGAUAACAUCCGUUAUCAAGGAGACUGAAGGGACCACUAAGGCUCCUAAGACAUCUCCUCCAGCUCUUCCUUACAUUAUUGAUCCCUUCAUGCCAUUACCCGCAGUUUCUACAGUUUUAACUCCACGUCCGUCAUCUUGGUUCAAAAUUGCGAAGCCAGGACAUAGUUGCGAUGUCAUGACAUUCUGUACUAACUGUUCUAUUUGUAUUGAUAACUCAUGUCAAUGUCCUGAAGGUUUAGAGCUUCAAGGGGGGAAAUGUUUAAGUCCUAUAGAUGCUCGUACAUGUAUUGCGUCUAAUCACUGUCCAUCAGGAGCCGAAUGUGUUAGUGGCGUAUGUCGCUGCCAACCAGGUCUUGCACUUAGUCGCUUUGGUUUCUGUAUACCGCUAACAUAUGUUGAUCCUGGUAUGUCAUGCUUGGAAGGUGAGAAAUGUCGAGGUGGAAGUGACUGUCGAGAUGGCAUCUGUGAAUGUCCUGAUGGAAUGAAUAUUCGGGAUAAUAGAUGCGUGCCCUUCUCUCGAGUAAAACGAAGGAUUGCUGUGGAUAAUAUACUUCGAAAAGAUGAUAGCGAAUUCUCCGAACGAAUGGUCAAUGCUGAAAAUAUCAUGAAGCAAACGGUUUCCGCACGCUUACCUCUAGGAGACCGAUGUUCUUCUUUGUCAAGUUGUGCGAAUGGAGGAAUUUGUUCCUCAGGCAUUUGCCAAUGUCGAGAAGAAAUGGUUCAGGCAUCUAGUAACUGUAUAUUGAAAUCAACAAUUUCUUCUCAAAUAGCGAAACCAGGUGAUCGUUGCCAAUCUGGUGUUUUUUGUGACGGUGGCGCAAGUUGCGUCAGCUUUCAAUGCAUGUGUCCAUCUGGAUAUUCAAUUGUUUCUCGUGUUUGCAGUCCCGUGCUCUCAAAAGCUCUUGAGAGCUGUAACAAAGGGGAAAGAUGCAGUCACGGAUCCAUAUGUAUUGCUGGUGUAUGUACAUGUCCUAAAGGAUUUAUUGCCAUUGAAGGCAACUGCAUAUCUGCCGGAUCUUCUAACGUUGCUAAAUCACCAGGUAUCAACUGCGCUUUAAAUCCGAACGUGUGCACAGGAGGCUCGUAUUGUAUACAAAAUGUGUGCACUUGCCCUGUCGGAACAGAGAAUAUUGGAGGUUUUUGUUUGCCACCUACAUCAGGAGUUGUCAGCUAUGCUUCCCCGGGAGGCAUCUGCGUAGAAGGACAGAUAAUUUGUACAGGCAACUCGGUUUGUGCGAAUGGCUUUUGCGUUUGCCCGGGCGGCGAACAGAUUAGGAAUGACAUUUGUGUUUCGAUUGAUUCACAGGCAGAUCCUGGACAAAUGUGUGAAGCGGGAAUAACAGUCUGUACCGGAAACUCAUUGUGCCAAGACGGAACAUGCAAGUGCCCUGAAGGACAAACAUCUUUGAAUGGACAGUGUGCGCUCAUCACAAUUGUUAACACUACACCUAAUCCAUCUUGUACUUUACAAUGUCCACUCAAUUCUUACUGUUUCAGUGGACGUUGCUAUUGCAACCAAGGUUAUUCUCUUGUUAAUGGUCAAUGUGUUCUUACGAAUAGCUGCCCUAAUCCCUGUAUGGCAAAUUCUGCUUGUCAACAAGGAGCAUGCGUAUGCAAUCCUGGGUAUAAUCCGAGUGGAAAUCAGUGCCUACCAAGUUAUGAACCUUCCCCUGAAGUCGGGUUACCAGGCCAACAGUGUGAUUUGAGAGUUGGGGCAAUGCUCUGCCGUAAUGGGGCUCUUUGUGUUAAUCAGCAAUGUGUUUGUCCUACAAAUAUGGUGGUCUACCAACAGUCAUGUGUUCAAUACCUGUCGGAUUCCUCGCCUGGGCAGAGUUGUGCAUCUCCAGGUAUCAUCUGCAGAGGAGGUUCUUCCUGCUCCGCUGGAAUAUGUAGAUGUUCAUAUGGUUUUUAUCCAAAUAAUGGAAUGUGCUCACCAAACUUCGUUUUCACUUUUGUAGCUAAUCCUACAACAACCCCCACGCCAUACCCAUUUGAAUUACGUCCGGGUUCUCCUUGUGAUGCUAGAUGUGAAUAUUCACCUUGCCUCCAGCGAUGUGGUGCUGGAUCCCAAUGUGUGAACGGAUUUUGCACAUGCCCUGUAGGGAGUUAUGAGUUUGAUGGUUUAUGUGUUCCUCUAGCAAUUGAUCCUGUCACAACGUUUUCUCCUAUUUCUACAGCGACUUAUAGAACAGCAAGACCAGGCGAUAGAUGCGAUAUUAGCAUAUUAUGCACAGGUGGAUCGUCUUGUAUUGUAGGAACCUGCACUUGUGAUGAAGGAUAUACACCAAACAUUGACCGUACUUCGUGUAUGCUGAUUAAUAUGCCUCAACAACAACGCUCUUAUCCGGGGGAAUCGUGUUCUGCAGAUUCAGAUUGUAUUGGAAAUUCUUUCUGCACUUCCAAAGUUUGCUCUUGCAUGAAUGAUGAAGUUGUUAGAGAUCGCAAGUGCACACGCCGUCGGUCGAAUCAAAUAAUGUAUCCCGGUUCACCGUGCACUUCAUCGUCUUCGUGUCAAACUGGAUCCCACUGUGUUCGAGAAUACUGUAUCUGUAUGCCUGGUUAUACAACCAAUUCAAAAGGACAGUGCGUUCCUGAAAGUUUAUCAGACACUAAAUCAGCACUUCCUGGUGCUUUUUGUGUUGUGGGAUCACACCCAUGCGAAGGCGGCUCCUGGUGUAAUGAUGGAAACUGUUUAUGCCCAAUUAGUACAUCUAAUCGAGGUAAUGGUCGAUGUGUUAAUGGUGAAAACAACAGAACGUCUUCCAAUGAUGUGCUCCUUGGACAGCCUUGUAGUUUACAAACGGACUGUUCUACAACUCUACUGCACUCAACAUGUAUCAAUUACCGAUGUCGGUGUGACUCUGCUUAUGAAGCUAAAGAUGGACAAUGCGUUCUACGUUCUUCGUCAAAAAAAGCUUGUGCAUCAUACCGAGACUGUGACUCUCCACGUGUUUGUUCAUCAGCUGGCUUUUGUGAAUGCCCGUUCACGAUGACCGAAAUAGAAAAUGGGGUUUGUGUAUACACGAACAAUGAAGUUCCAAAUGGCUCAUGGUGUGAUUCCGUGACAGUAAAAUGCCAAUCUCCUUCUGUUUGUCAAAACAGUGUUUGCUCCUGCCCCUCAGAUUAUAUCCUGAGAGAUUCUCUAUGCAUUCCACGAUCUAACUCAUUAUUCUAA
This is a messenger RNA of Auanema sp. JU1783, 7857 nucleotides long. The record is from the annotation of a GenBank genome assembly. NCBI's taxonomy places the organism in Eukaryota, Metazoa, Nematoda, Chromadorea, Rhabditida, Rhabditidae.